AAUACAACAUUUUAUAUCCGCGAUACUGAUCGUCACGUCACUUGUGCCGUGACAAUUGUUCAUAACACGAAAACAAAGUGCGUCAAAGCAAAUUGGGGAACUGGCGACAGCUGUGCGGAAGUAGCAUAUGAUUUAGCUGGAGCUGAACUAUCAUAAAACUCUGAAAUAUUAAUAGGUGCGUUGAACUGCAACUGAGGCAGGUGAGGACGUCAAGAACUGUCAGCGAGUCACUGUGAUUUACAUGCCUUGACGAAUGACUCGAGCAAAUAGGCUAUGAUAACGAAAUUAACUACGGUUACGUGUUGAUUCGUUUCGGCUUUCAGUAUUUAAGGCUGGCUAAAUGCCAGAGCUGGCAUCAUUCGCGGCUAAGAAACUGAAACGAAAUGUGCUCCAAGCUGUCAAUAAUUGCGCUCACUGUAGUCCUGGGCGUCAUGUGUGUACACAGCGCCGCUGUGGAUCAGUCCCGGCUGGUGGUGGAGAAACAGGAGCCGGAGGGCCCGACAACGCAGCUACCGGCUGUGGACGAGGCCAGUGUGCCGGAGCAGUGCCACCAGCCCAAGGUGGCGGGUCGCUGCUUUGCCCUAUUCUAUCGCUUCGCCUACAAUCUGGAUACGCACGCCUGCGAGGAGUUCAUCUACGGCGGCUGUGGCGGUAACAGCAACAACUUCAAUUCCAAGGCGGAGUGUGAGGAGCUGUGCUUGGGCAAGGCAGAGACACCAGCAGAGACAAAAGCAUCCGCGACUGAGCAGAGCCCAGAGCAGACUACGCAGCCACAGCAGUCGGCGGAGACGACAAUCAGCGCAGUCGCCUAAUGGGAAGCACCCGAAUAGUCUCUAUAUAUACAUACAUACGUAUAUAUAGUAUAUAAGCUUUAUACUCAUAGUACUCGUCUACACUUAUAGAAAUCACGUCUCCUCUACACCGACCUACCCAUAUUUGUACAGCUCUAAUGAGCAUGAGUACUUAGCUCCAGGGCCGGCGUCUUCGGUUAGAGGGGGCGACAGUGUUAAAGUCAAAUUUAUGGGUAACGCCCAACUCGCAGAUGAAAAUAUAAAUAGUGAUAAUAAUGAA
Molecule: messenger RNA, 1071 nt
Organism: Drosophila mojavensis
Lineage: Eukaryota; Metazoa; Arthropoda; Insecta; Diptera; Drosophilidae
Product: spleen trypsin inhibitor I
Exons: 1
Coding region: 384-812 (142 amino acids)
Molecular function (GO): serine-type endopeptidase inhibitor activity
Source: RefSeq, a predicted model, not a curated record